Strongylocentrotus purpuratus (purple sea urchin) is the source of this 2371-nucleotide messenger RNA. RefSeq lists its product as uncharacterized. Lineage: Eukaryota; Metazoa; Echinodermata; Echinoidea; Camarodonta; Strongylocentrotidae. The record is from RefSeq and is a predicted model, not a curated record. Gene Ontology annotation, biological process: signal transduction; regulation of apoptotic process. The coding region runs from base 636 to 2024 and encodes 462 amino acids. The transcript has 4 exons. Gene Ontology annotation, molecular function: protein binding.
UCCGGAAGCUAACUAACGCAUAAACUACACUCGCAAUUAAAAAAUUAACACGUUUGUGCUAGCUUUAAUAUAUUGUGUUACUACAACAGUCCUCGUUUGGUUCCUAACGGGACGUUGAGGAUUAUACCAAAGAAGAAGAAGUGUAAAUUAGUCUACUCGAGACUGGUGUUGCCCAUAUUUUGUAAGCGCGCGCUGCACUGAAGGGAUGGAGCUGGAGUGAUGGAAAUGCAGGCUAUUCUUCAGUUAAAGCGCGAAUCAAAUUGCAGCAGAGACAGGGACGGGCCGAGGCCGAGUAGGAAUGAACUUACAUGUACACGUAACGCAGGUAAUCUCCGACAGUACCCAAGGCCAGGCUAGACUAACGUUACACUUCAGGUUUGACCACGGCCACGCCCUUGGAAUUUUUCAUCGGAAUUGCUGGGUGUUCCUAAUCCUAGUUCUAGAGGUUGCUGCCCUAUUCCUGUGCCAGUAUAAAGGCAAUCACUGUAAUCACCGCCGAUAAUACCAAACAACAACAACAUUUGAUCAAAGUCAAACUGAAUUUAAAGGAUGACAGAUCAAUUUUUGAAGUUUUAAUACAUUAAUUAUGGUUUAUAAAUUUCAAAUUCAAACCUGUUCAUUCCACUUUCUAGAAAAUGAUUGAAUCAAAGUCAAAAUUGUGUGCCUUACUUAUUGGCAUCAGCAAACUUCUCUCGAGGGAGAAUGUGCAACAACUUGUCUUCGUGACGAUGGAACUCAUUGAAAAUAGGCAACUUUCAGAAAAGUGUGAGGAGUCAGGAAACGCCCUCCCGCUUUUCCAAGCAAUGAGGGAUAGGGAUCUUUACACUCACACUAACCCAUCUUUACUACUUGAACAUCUGAAAACCAUAGGCAGGCAGGAUGCUGUGAUGAUGCUGCAGCAAGAAAUGGGUGUUCCAUCACAAAAGAAUCACUCUGCUGACCAAGUGCAGGGAGCAAUGUGGUCUCCAGCCCCCGUGGCAUGUCACGCUCAACUGAAUGGUGACUUCAAAGAUGGUGCAUGUAAUGUAGACACCGACAUGGUUCCUUUCAAUCAAGGAUGUACUGGUGGCACUAAAGAACCAGAGGCAUCUCUACAAGGAGAUGCGACCUCUCCGAGCAACUUUCCAGACAUUCCUGACAGGCAUCAUCCAGGCUCCAAAGGAGACACCAGAAGCUCAUCAGCAACAUGUUUUAGAUUGCAGGGUUCAGAGAGGGAGCUCACAGCUGUGACAUCUGCAGGAAACUGCCCAGCUGUUCCUGAACGGCCUGUUCGAGACGGCAACAAAGGCAGAAUAGGCUCAUUGGCCACUGUCUCUUCCUCCGCUGGAUCAGUGACACCACAAACAGCUGCACUGGCAUCUUCAAGAAACCAUCCUGUCAUGCCCGAAAUGUUUCCUAGAGAAGGCAACGGAGAUACCAAAGGCUCAUCGGAACAUGGCCUUAGCUCUCCAGCCAGGCCAGACAGGACACAUGCAACUGUAACAUAUAUUCCAGCAAGGCCUCCUCGUGGCGGCUAUGAAAACCUCCCAAUCCAAGAGUCACGCAAGAUCUUCACACCUGCAGUACUGCCGCAGACUGCUAGACCAGAUGAAACUCAUACAAUCCAUGUGCAGCAGCAUUAUCCUGUAGGACUACACAGACCAUUAGGCCUAGGCCAGGGGAUUGACAUGAUGUAUCAGCCUAGCUUUGAAGUCGAGCAGCCUCGGGGAAGGCCACCCCCACUGCCAGAACGUCCUCCACGAAGGCCUGAGAUAACGGAGUUAGAGCUCUGUCAACUGUCCAGGCACUUUAAUGCUGGAGUCAUCGAACUCUUCGGCCUUGAACUAGGGUACAGCUCUCAAAGAAUCUCCCAGCUGAUGUACGAUAGUCCACACGAUGUAUCCAAGGUGUUCUACCGUCUUAUGGUGGAGUGGCGAAGUGCGCAGCACGGCGAUUCUAACAUGAGGGAGAACCUGGCCAAUCACUUACGCAAUAUCCAGUGUAUGGAACUAGCUCAUGACCUGGAAGGAGGUCGAUUCAGAUGAUAGCAGGAGAAAGAGGAGUAAAAAUCAGAUUCCAACAGUUUUGAAGCAAAAGAGAUGAUAUGGAGGCAUGGUGAAGCUCAGAGUGAGAUCUAUACCCAGUGUGUGGGAUAUAGCUGGUGACCUUUUCUGGUUAUGUUCUGAUCCUGGUCCUGAUCCUCAAGAGGGAUAUAUCGAUGACCAAUAAGAACGUUAUAGUUCAAGAGAGAGUGUUUGUUGCAUCUAAAGCAUUUUGGAAUUGAGUCCCAUCACCGUAUUGCAGUUUUUGGGAGGGACUAAGCUUAUAAUACCCCUUUGGAUUGAUUCCCAGAGUCUGAUUUUGAAGGUUUCAACUGAGUUGCAGGCAACGA